AGCGAGAGAGAGAGAGAGAGAGACUCUGACUGAAGCAAAUCUGUUUCCUGUAUUACAACUUAGUUCCUUAACAGUUGUUUUACAGUGGUGGCCGGCAAAAAUUGCUUAAAAGUUUCUGAAAAUGCAAGCUAUCAAGUGUGUGGUGGUUGGAGAUGGAGCUGUGGGAAAAACUUGUCUUCUCAUCAGCUACACAACCAAUGCCUUCCCUGGAGAGUACAUUCCCACAGUGUUUGAUAACUACUCGGCAAAUGUAAUGGUGGACAGCAAACCAGUCAACUUGGGCCUCUGGGAUACAGCUGGACAGGAAGACUAUGACAGAUUGCGGCCACUGUCCUACCCUCAAACGGAUGUGUUUCUCAUCUGUUUCUCCCUGGUGAGCCCAGCAUCAUUUGAAAAUGUCAGAGCCAAGUGGUACCCAGAGGUGAGGCACCAUUGCCCUUCCACUCCGAUAAUUUUGGUCGGCACCAAGCUCGAUCUGAGAGAUGAAAAAGAGACCAUUGAAAAGCUGAAGGAGAAAAAACUGGCACCAAUCACUUAUCCACAGGGUCUUGCAUUGGCCAAAGAAAUAGAUGCAGUAAAAUACCUGGAGUGUUCUGCUCUCACUCAGAGGGGUCUAAAAACAGUGUUUGAUGAGGCCAUCCGUGCUGUGCUCUGCCCACAACCCACCAAGGUCAAGAAGAAGGGCUGCAUGCUGCUCUAAGUAUACAUGAUUAUUUGCUGUAAAAGAGGUACUUAAGAAAUCCACUGGUUUUCUCCAAAAACCCAACAAGGAAUAAAAACAAAUAAUUGGCAGAACUUUUGCAGAACAGCUGCCUUCUCCUUUCUUUUUAGCCAAAUACAGCUCUUGGAUCCACCACAUUGAUGCCACUGAAAUAAUAAUAUUGUAACUAUUUAUUCACCUGCAUGUUGUUCCAAACCCAUAUGAUUUUAUUUCUUUCUUCAGUGUAACACAAAAGGAUAUCAGAAUGACAGCUUAAGUGACCUUUCCAAAAGUGCACUGAAAGUGAAUUGUGACUGAGGCUGUCAUUCUGCCUAUCAUCUCCGUUUGUGUUCCACAGAAAGUCAGAGUGGUUUGGAGCAUGAGGGUGAGUAAAUUAUAACUUUUUCAUCUGAAUUUUAAAGUGUAAAGAACAAGAAAAUAUUUCAUCAUUAUAUUGGAACUGAUGUAUUGUGUGAUAUUGUGAUGGAUGUGAUGUAGUUGGAAUGUUUUAUAGGAACACAAUUAUUUAUUGUGGUCUUGGGUGAGAACCUGUUUUUUUGCUCUCCAUUCUUAAGCCAGAAUAAAAUAUAUACAAGUGAUGUUUUUUUCUAGACAAAAAAAAGCACAAGUACUUGUUAAACUAAGAGGUAUUUUUUGGACCUAUGAAUCACAUUCACAUGUAUGGCAAAAAUAAACUACAACUCUGUU
Messenger RNA from Xyrauchen texanus (razorback sucker), 1408 nucleotides. Its product is annotated as ras-related C3 botulinum toxin substrate 2. Lineage: Eukaryota; Metazoa; Chordata; Actinopteri; Cypriniformes; Catostomidae. Gene Ontology annotation, molecular function: GTP binding; GTPase activity. The transcript has 7 exons. Bases 122 to 700 code for a protein of 192 amino acids. Gene Ontology annotation, biological process: small GTPase-mediated signal transduction. The record is from RefSeq and is a predicted model, not a curated record.